Haemorhous mexicanus (house finch) is the source of this 3498-nucleotide messenger RNA. It is a transcript of the gene RNF41, whose product is annotated as ring finger protein 41. The record is from RefSeq and is a predicted model, not a curated record. Gene Ontology annotation, molecular function: ubiquitin protein ligase activity; zinc ion binding. The coding region runs from base 244 to 1197 and encodes 317 amino acids. Gene Ontology annotation, cellular component: plasma membrane signaling receptor complex. The transcript is spliced from 8 exons. Gene Ontology annotation, biological process: tumor necrosis factor-mediated signaling pathway; protein K63-linked ubiquitination; positive regulation of JNK cascade. Lineage: Eukaryota; Metazoa; Chordata; Aves; Passeriformes; Fringillidae.
CCGGUGCGGCGGGGCCGGGCGGCGGUACCGGGAGGAGGCCGCGGCCGCCGCUGAGCCCCGAGCGGCCCCGAGCGGCCCCGAGCGGGCCGGGCCCGCCGCCCGCGAUCCGCGCCCUGGGGGAGAGGAGAGGGAAAGAUGGGAGAAGCUGGGGAGGAGUUGGCAGCACAGAGUGAGGCCAGCGCUGCCCCGCGUCCUGCCUGGAGGAAUUCUGCCACGGGAGGGUUCUGGCGCCGGUGACGAGCGAUGGGGUAUGAUGUAGCUCGGUUCCAGGGGGACGUGGACGAGGACCUGAUCUGCCCCAUCUGCAGCGGGGUCCUGGAGGAGCCAGUGCAGGCCCCGCACUGCGAGCACGCCUUCUGCAAUGCCUGCAUCACGCAGUGGUUCUCGCAGCAGCAGACGUGCCCCGUGGACCGCAGCGUGGUGACGGUGGCCCACCUGCGCCCGGUGCCGCGGAUCAUGCGGAACAUGCUCUCCAAGCUGCAGAUCACCUGCGACAACGCCGUCUUCGGCUGCACGGCCGUCGUGCGCCUCGACAACCUCAUGGCUCACCUCAACGACUGCGAGCACAACCCCAAGCGCCCCGUCACCUGCGAGCAGGGAUGCGGGUUGGAGAUGCCCAAGGAUGAGCUGCCCAACCACAACUGCAUCAAGCACCUGCGCUCGGUGGUGCAGCAGCAGCAGACGAGGAUCGCCGAGCUGGAGAAAACCUCAGCAGAGCACAAGCACCAGCUGGCUGAGCAGAAGAGGGACAUCCAGCUGCUCAAGGCCUACAUGAGGGCGAUCCGCAGCGUCAACCCCAACCUGCAGAACCUGGAGGAGACCAUCGAGUACAACGAGAUCCUGGAGUGGGUGAACUCCCUGCAGCCGGCGCGGGUGACGCGCUGGGGCGGCAUGAUCUCCACGCCGGACGCGGUGCUGCAGGCGGUGAUCAAGCGCUCGCUGGUGGAGAGCGGCUGCCCGGCGUCCAUCACCAACGAGCUGAUCGAGAACGCCCACGAGCGCAACUGGCCCCAGGGGCUGGCCACGCUGGAGACGCGGCAGAUGAACCGGCGCUACUACGAGAACUACGUGGCCAAACGCAUCCCCGGCAAGCAGGCCGUGGUGGUGAUGGCCUGCGAGAACCAGCACAUGGGCGAGGACAUGGUGCUGGAGCCGGGGCUCGUCAUGAUUUUCGCUCACGGAGUGGAGGAGAUCUGAGAGAAGUGCACCUCGGGAUGGCAGGGGGGUUGGGGUUGUGAUUUUUGGUCAUGGAGGAGAUAUGAAAAUAAUCCAACCUGGGACAGCAGGGGUCUCCUGGACUUGGGUUUUCUGCUCAUGGAGUGGAUCCAACCUGGCACAUCAGGGGUUUCCUGGAUUUGGGUUUUUCACUCAUGGCAUGGAGGAGAUCUGAGAAAAAUCCACCUUGGGAUGGCAGGGGGGUUGGGGUUGUGAUUUUUUGGUCAUGGAGGAGAUAUGAAAAUAAUCCAACCUGGGACAGCAGGGGUUAUCUGGAUUUGGGUUUUUCGUUCAUGGCAUGGAGGACAUCCAAAAAUAAUCCAACCUGGGACAUCAGGGGUCUCCUGGACUUAGGUUUCUUGCUCAUGGAGUGGAGAUCUUAGAGAUAUGCACCUUGGGAUGGCAGGGGGGUUGGGGUUGGGAUUUUUAGGUUGUGGAGGAGAUCUGAAAAAAAUCCAACCUGGGACAGCAGGGGUUUCCUGGACCUGGGUUUUUUGCUCAUGGAGUGGAGGAGAUCUGAGAAAAAUCCAACUCCGGGUUGGUGGGAGUUUCCUGGAGUUGGAUUUUUGGGGUUGUGACUUUUGGUCAUGGAGGAGAUGUGAAAAAAAUCCAAUUUGGGAUGGCAGGGGUUUCCUGGACCUGGGUUUUAGGGCUCAUGAUUUUCACUCAUGUCAUGGAGAUCUGAGAAAAAUCCACCUCAGGAUGGUGGGGGAUUUUUGGGGUUGUGAUUUUCGGUCAUGGCGUGGAGAUCCAAAAAUAAUCCUCCUCAGGAUGGUGGGGGUUUCCUGGAUAUGGGAUUUUUGGGGUUGUGAUUUUUGCUCAUGGCUUGGAAAUCUGAGAAAAAUCCAGUUUGGGAUGGUGGGGGUUUACUGGACUUGGAGGGUUUGUGAUUUUCACUCGUGGCACGGAGCAGAUCUGAAAAAAAUCCAGCUCCAGGAUGGCAGGGGUUUCCUGGAGUUGGGAUUUUUAGGGUUGUGAUUUUUGUUCAUGGUGUGGAGACCCAAAAAUAUUCCACCUCGGAAUGGCUGGGGUUUCCUGGAUUUGGGAUUUUUGGGGUUGUGAUUUUUGCUCAUGGCAUGGAGAUCAGAAAAAUCCUCCUCAGGAUGGUGGGGGUUUCCUGGAUUUGGGGUUUUUGGGGUUGUGAUUUUUGCUCAUGGUGUGGAGAUCCAAAAAUAAUCCUCCUCAGGAUGGUGGGGGUUUCCUGGAUUUGGGGUUUUGGGGUUGUGAUUUUUGCUCGUGGCAUGGAGGAGAUCUGAAAACAAUCAAUGGUUCCUCCACCUCGGGAUGGUGGGGGUGUCCUGGACUUGGAUUUUUAGGGUUUGUGAUUUUCCCUCAUGGCCUGAAAAUCUGAGAAAAAUCCACCCGGGAUGGCAGGGAUUUCCUGGAUUUGGGAUUUUUGGGGUUGUGAUUUUUGCUCAUGGCAUGGAAAUCAGAAAAAUCCUCCUCAGGAUGGCGGAGCUUUCCUGGAGUUGGGUUUUUGGGGUUGUGAUUUUUGCUCGUGGCAUGGAGGAGAUCUGAAAACAAUCAAUGGUUCCACCACCUCGGGAUGGUGGGGGUGUCCUGGACUUGGAUUUUUAGGGUUUGUGAUUUUCCCUCACGGCAUGAAAAUCUGGAGAUCUGACAAAAAACCCUGCUCAGGACAGCCGGGGUUUCCUGGACUGGGAUUUUUGGGGUUCCCUGCUGGACUGGACCCCUUUCAGCAGAGGGGGGCUGGGGGCUCCACGCCCUGCCAGACCCCUGGGGGGUCCCCCAAACCCCAGCAAGCUCCAUCUCCUCACCCCCUCUGCAUUCCCACCUGGCCUGGUGUCCCCUGAUGGCACUGCUGGUGUCACCAGCCCUGCAGUGAGGGGUCCUUGGCCUUGGGGACCCUCCUGUCCCCUCUCUUCGUGCAUGCCCCGUUCCCUGGCCCCAGGAGCAUCUCCCACCUCCUCCCAGCCCGUGUUUGGCUCUGCUUUCUCCACCCUUGGUGUUAUUUUUCCAGACACUCGUGAUUGUGGUUCUGUAUUUUUAUUUUUAUUUCUUUUUGUACUUCAAUUUUUUUUUUUUUUUUACCUUUUCUUAUUUUUACUCUCCCUUUUUAUUUGAUUUUUCCAAGUAACCCUGGGCAGGCACCUCUAGCCUGGGUCCGUGGGACUCGUUGGGAAUUUAAUUUAAUUUAUUUGCAUUUAUUUUGUUGGAUUUUUUUUUUUUUUUUACCAUUGUUUCUCCUCCGGUGUCAGUCCCGGCAGAUCCGGCGGGAGGCAGGGAUUGAAGUGAUCAAUAAACAGAAUUCUGGUUGCUUUA